Messenger RNA from Nomascus leucogenys (northern white-cheeked gibbon), 6885 nucleotides. It is a transcript of the gene FRS2, whose product is annotated as fibroblast growth factor receptor substrate 2. Gene Ontology annotation, biological process: cell surface receptor protein tyrosine kinase signaling pathway. Gene Ontology annotation, cellular component: cytoplasm; cell-cell junction. The transcript has 10 exons. Lineage: Eukaryota; Metazoa; Chordata; Mammalia; Primates; Hylobatidae. The record is from RefSeq and is a predicted model, not a curated record. Bases 535 to 2061 code for a protein of 508 amino acids.
AGAGGCCUUGUAGGCACAGCGGCUGAGACUCGAUCUGCUCCAAGUAGGGGCUCCAGCGCGGGUCGGAGUCUGGGGGUUCGCGCCCGCCGACCCACGCCCUGCUCCCUCUCAGCACCUGGGCCGACGGUUUGCUAGGAGUGCACGAAUCUUCCUGAUGUCCCAGUCCCUUGGUGGGAGCUGUUUCUCCUGGCUUCAUGUAGUCAGCCAUCUUGGAGAGUCCUCCACUCUGAAAAUUUUUACCUUGAUGCUCUAAAUCGAAUCACAAUGUUAAGAUAAAUGACCAUUAAGAAGUAGAUGCCCAGAUGCAAAAGUGAUGAAACAGUCCAUUUGUCAUAAAGUAAGAUGCAGCUGUGGCGUGUCAACCAGCUUGGAACAAAAUUGUAUCUGUUUUUCUCAGAAGAGAAUUCCACAAGGUUAAGUCAGCAAACAAAGAAAACAUGGUAUUUUGAAAUAUGAUUAAACUCCUGAUGCUGCAGCAGAGGCUAAGAAUAUUAAUGGCCAGAUCUAGUGCACACAUGGUCUUCUGAAGAAGCCAUGGGUAGCUGCUGUAGCUGUCCAGAUAAAGACACUGUCCCAGAUAACCAUCGGAACAAGUUUAAGGUCAUUAAUGUGGAUGAUGAUGGGAAUGAGUUAGGUUCUGGCAUAAUGGAACUUACAGACACAGAACUGAUUUUAUACACCCGCAAACGUGACUCAGUAAAAUGGCACUACCUCUGCCUGCGACGCUAUGGCUAUGACUCGAAUCUCUUUUCUUUUGAAAGUGGUCGAAGGUGUCAAACUGGACAAGGAAUCUUUGCCUUUAAGUGUGCCCGUGCAGAAGAAUUAUUUAACAUGUUGCAAGAGAUUAUGCAAAAUAAUAGUAUAAAUGUGGUGGAAGAACCAGUUGUAGAAAGAAAUAAUCAUCAGACAGAAUUGGAAGUCCCUAGAACACCUCGAACACCUACAACUCCAGGAUUUGCUGCUCAGAACUUACCUAAUGGAUAUCCCCGAUAUCCCUCAUUUGGAGAUGCUUCAUCCCAUCCUUCAAGCAGACAUCCUUCCGUGGGAAGUGCUCGCCUGCCUUCAGUAGGGGAAGAAUCUACACAUCCUUUGCUUGUGGCUGAGGAACAAGUACAUACCUAUGUCAACACUACAGGUGUGCAAGAAGAGCGGAAAAACCGCACAAGUGUGCAUGUUCCAUUGGAGGCGAGGGUUUCUAAUGCUGAAAGCAACACACCAAAAGAAGAACCAAGUAGUAUCGAGGACAGGGAUCCUCAGAUUCUUCUUGAACCUGAAGGAGUCAAAUUUGUUUUAGGGCCAACCCCUGUUCAAAAGCAAUUAAUGGAAAAAGAGAAACUGGAGCAACUUGGAAGAGAUCAAGUUAGUGGAAGUGGAGCAAAUAACACAGAAUGGGACACUGGCUAUGACAGUGAUGAACGAAGAGAUGCACCCUCUGUUAACAAACUGGUGUAUGAAAAUAUAAAUGGGCUGUCUAUCCCUAGUGCCUCAGGGGUCAGGAGAGGUCGUCUGACAUCCACCAGUACCUCAGAUACCCAGAAUAUCAACAACUCAGCUCAGAGAAGAACUGCAUUAUUAAACUAUGAAAAUCUACCAUCUUUGCCUCCUGUUUGGGAAGCCCGCAAGCUAAGUAGGGAUGAAGAUGACAAUGUAGGACCAAAGACCCCAUCUCUAAAUGGCUACCAUAAUAAUCUAGAUCCAAUGCAUAACUAUGUAAAUACAGAGAAUGUAACAGUGCCGGCAAGUGCUCACAAAAUAGAAUAUUCAAGGCGUCGGGACUGUACACCAACAGUCUUUAACUUUGACAUCAGACGCCCAAGUUUAGAACACAGGCAGCUUAAUUACAUACAGGUUGACUUGGAAGGUGGCAGUGACUCUGACAACCCUCAGACUCCAAAAACGCCUACAACUCCCCUUCCACAAACCCCUACCAGGCGCACAGAGCUGUAUGCCGUGAUAGACAUCGAGAGAACUGCUGCUAUGUCAAAUCUGCAGAAAGCACUGCCACGAGAUGAUGGUACAUCUAGGAAAACUAGACACAAUAGUACUGAUCUGCCCAUGUGAGCCUGGAAAGCAUUAUGUUGUUUGCACCUUUGUGAAGUUUUUAAAAAUGAAGAUGCAAGUGCUUCAUUUUCAUUUCUAAACACUAACUCCUUUUAUAGACUGAUAAAUUUUUUUCUGAAUAUUUCAUGUGCAUCUUUAACUAAAGGGAAUUAAUGUAGAGCAGGUACUCCUUAACACUAAUUUCAUUGUAUACUACUCGUUGUACAGCAGCAUUCUCGUUUUCACAGUGCCUAUUUAAAAUGAGAGUUGAAGUAAAUGACAUGCUGGUUGAUUUUUAUCAAUAUUCUGGACUUAAUGCAUAUCUUUUAUGUCUAAGUCAUGGUUGGCUUUUAAAACUUUUUAUAAAGCCUCUUGACAAUGUGCAUUGCUAACAGGUAACUAUAGGCUUUGAAAGUAAUGCUCGUAGAUUCAGUGUUCACAGUAUGUGGCCUCCAGCAUGUAACAUGAGGAAUCCUUUAUUUCAUUAAUUAAUGGCUUUUUGACUUGAGCCAAAACAUAUGUAAAGGAAACAGAAGUACCACACCUCCUCUUAUACCAGUCAGCUCCUUUGCCUUCAGUGUUACUAGAAAGCGGCCUGUGUCCAUGAGUAUGGUUUGCUGUUGGUGCACUGAAAGGCAGGAAGGAGACAAGAUUUUCUAUUUACUCAUCUCAUGAUGUCAUUUGAAGGGCAUGUCCAGAUAUAAUAGGCUCAAGAAUCAGUCUCAGGUCACUUUACCCAAAAACAUUUGAAAAUCUGAACCACAAUCUCUUGAAAGUUUUUCUCCUAUAGAUUUAUUGACAACACAUUGUUUUCUGGAGGCAUUUGUGCCAUUAAGUUUCCAUUUAUCUUCAGUUUUUUUCUUUGGUGUUUGGGAUGUCUUAUUUUGUUGCCUUAUGUGCUUUUCAAUUUAAAAUGUUUGAGUUUGUAUAUAGUUUUGAAAUUGGAUUAUGUGUUCAUUGUUGUUUAGUUUGCAUUUUUGUCAAAUUAUGGUUUUGAAGGUUCAUUUGGAACUUACUGUUAUUCUAUAACAGGGUUGCCCUUGUCCAGUAUUUAUUUAUAUGCUGUUUACUUUUCAAGUUGAUAAAAACAUUCUCUCAAUUCUAAAUUUACUUGUGUCCAUAGGUGAUCUCUUUAGCAAACUGAGAAAAAAAGGAAGAUACUUUUAACAUGCAAAGUUCCCUCAAGGUGUACCGUGUUUUCUCUGUGGGCACUCUUCCCCAGCACUUUAGCAGUAAUUCCCCCAGCUACACGCUGCAGUUGUACUCUGUCCACUCUAGUGUUCCUCAGCUCUGCUGUCCUUUUACUUGUAGCUGGAUCUUUGAUUAUCCUUUGAUUUCCAUGAAAUAUUAAUAUUGUUGCCAGCAUAGCAGGUACGGUGGAAGUCUUGUAGCAAUGAGAUUGUAUCAUAAUUUAGGAUUUAAAAUGAAUUAAAGUUUAUAUAAACUGAAGAGUCUCCAUAUGUCAAACUCUUGGAAAAUCAAAGAUGUUCCAAUUUCCUAAACACUAAGAAUACGAGAGAAGGUAGAGUGGAAAAGGUUAGGUAACCUUGCAAAAUAUUUUACUAUUUUCUCUAAAUAUGAGGAAGUUUGAGAUUAUGAUCUGGAUCUACCAGAUAUAACUAAGGUUAAUUUAGCGUGAAAAAGUUUUAGUCAUAUUAGCAUCCAACCUAUUCAGUAACCGAAUCAUAGGACAAUGAUGGAUUAGGAGAACAAUAGAGUGGGAUCAUUAUAAAGAAAAUAAAUUAUUAAAGGUGUCUUUAUCGUUUUCAGUGCCAUUUUUAGUGUCUUUAUUAUAAAUCAAUAUCAGUGUAUUUUAUCAUUCUAUGUGCAUAGCAGAAUUUUCUUUUCCCCCUUUUGUUUCCCUGUGAACUUGGUGCUUAUUAAAGUGUUCACUGUUCUCUUAAAAGAGAGCAGUGGUAUAGGUGUGCAGUUUCCGUGAUGCAGGUUCCAUUUUUAAUAUAUUGUUCCACUUAUCCUUUCUUCUGAAUAAAUUGCUAAUUGUGCCAAAUUUAUGUAAUAGUUUUUGUAAUGUGGAAUAAGAAUUAUGAUGGAACCAUUGCACAUAGUUUUUUCUGAAACAACCAGUCAAGGCAGAACAUUAAUCUCCAAAUGAAAGGGCUGAUCUAUUUAUUCAUUUUGGAGGUUAGAUACUUUAUUCUCUUUCCGUCAUCCUUUUCAUUGUUUCCCCCGGAUUCUAAUUAGUUUUUAUUUUUUUUAGAUAACUCCAAUAUAAUCAUUACAGUUUAUGCUUUAAAUACUAUGUGCUUUAAAAAGGAAAAUGGGACCAAUUUGUCUGCUAAGAAUUUGAUUUUAGGUACUAUAAGAGUAUUAGGAAGAUAUAUACAACUGGUGUUAAUUUCUAGAUAUUUUCUAGAAAUCACUUGUGUUCCUAUUUAAUAAAAGGUAAUUUAGAAUACUACUUGUCCUUUGCAGUAGUUUAGUAAUGGGCAUUAAGCUGUGUCCUGGAAGGAUGUACCUAUUACUAGGUGCAUUUUAGAAUGAAAUAUUAAUAUUUUAUUAGCGUAUAAUUGUGGCCAUAUAUCUCAGAUUUUCUGAGGCAGAUCUAAUUUUAGAUAAUUCUGUUGGUAGACCAUGUGAUCCUUCUUUUUGGUUUUGGAAAUAUAAUCAUUGUUAAUGUUUUCCCUCCAAAUAGAAUACUGUUUUAUCCAUACAAAUCAUAACAGCAUCUAUCCCAUGCCAGGGUUGGAAACUGAUACUGGUAUUACCUGUGUUUUUUCUUAGUGUGUUUUAUUUCCCAGUUUCAUCUUCUUUUAAAAAUGAAAAUAUGGUGCCUUCCCUCCCUCCAGGAAGACUGGCAAAUAGUUCCUUUUAUUUACUGCUGCUGUGGAGUGAUGAGAUAUGCACUUUACUCUUGAAGAUUCAGCAAAAAGCUUUUCACUUCCCAGUAUAUCCAGAAUACAUCAUAUCUGGGACUUAGGAAAAUUUGCCAAGCAAUCUUUGUUUUUAUAGAUACUAAUGUUGACCCUCUCCAGCGUUCAAUGUUAUAAAUAGAACAAGUCAAGCUAGUGUUUAUCUCCUCCCCCUCCCCAAAACUGUGGCACAGCAUAUAAAAAUGUACCUCAAUAAUGUUCUAUUAAAAAUGGGACAGGGGCCUUAUGUUUUCAUAAUUUCCCAACAAUGUGCCGCCAUAUUUUUGCCUCAAGGUAAAGGUUUUAACAGAUGAAAAAGUACUUCCCAAUUCCCCCUGUGCUAUUCCUAACCUAUAAUGCCCAAAUGUUUUGUGCAAUGUGUAGUGUGUGUGUAUAAAUACAUAUAUUCUUGAAAUAGACAUACCAUCAGAGACAUCAUUCACAAGUAACUGAUGUAUUGGCAUCUCAUUCAUAUUUCUGAUGUGUGAGGUAUAUGGUACUAAUUACCUUUUCCUUGAUGUUUGCCAAAUUUGAAUAAAGGCAUUGGUACGAAAUUACAGAAUGUAAAGAAAAUGUUUUUGGCUUGAAAAAUUAACAAAUAUUUUAUGACAUACCACAGUAUACUCUGCCCAAACCAGCACCCUAUCUAUCUUUCCUGUUCUUUACAUCCCUGUUCCCCAUCCCCCAUCCCUACUUCCUCAUUUUUUUGGGGUAUAACACAGUUCUUUUGUAGCAUCAUUAUAAUUGCAGUUCUAUGGCAAUUGGACAGUUAUAGCAUGGAAACAGACUGGUAUAAAUAGUACAGUAGUCACCAGUGUGCCACAUUUGCAUUAGUAAUGCAAAAUAUACAUUUUAUAAAGGACAAACUUCGUGUUAUGUUUUAUUUUCAUUACAUUGUAUAAUAUUGUAAGACUAUUGUAUGUCCUAAUUUGCAUUAUAAAUGUUUUUUUCCUACGUAAAGGCAUAAAUAUAGCAACUUUGUAUAAAGGUAGCUUAUUAGAUUUUUAAUUUUUUCUUUUAUAAAAAAUUGUCUAACAGUGGGACUACCAUUGCCAAAUUGUAUAUGAAAUAUGAAUUUUACCCCCAUGGUUAAUUUCUUUUAUAAACAUUCCAUAUUUCUCUAAUAAAAGACAAGUGAUACUGUACUAUGCAUAAAUUGUAUCUUAAUGCUGUUUCAGAUCAGCAUUUUAAAUUUUGGUGUGCAUUUUUAAUAUUGGCAAAACGUAACCACUGUUAAUUAAAAUAAAACCUUGUUGUAUAUGUAACAACAUAAUUUGCCCUCUAUCCCUUCCCACCCUUUGUUCUCUAUUUCUCCCUAUCAGUGCCAACUUCAUACAUUUUGUAGCAUGGCAAUAAAAUAUAACUUUUACACUGAGGCCGAGUGUGGCUUUUUGGAGGAAGUGGGGAUGGGAUGAUUGCCCUCUAGCUGUCCUUUGCAUAUGACUGUUUUUUGCCAUAUAAGCCAUGUCAUCAGGCAUGAAAAGUUCAUAUAUGAUGUAAACAUGCUUUUAAGGACAAGUGUGAAUGUGCUUUUUAAGCUUAAUUUUUGUCAUGACAAAUAACUGAUUUUUUUUUAUCUUUGGAGAAGUCAGUUCUUUACAAUCAAACGUUUAUUAACUGGAGUACUUAGAAUAAGCUAGUAAUUGAAUUUAGUUCAACAAGGGCUAAGCAACACAUUUUUAAAUCCUUAUUUAUUGUAGAGUAUUAGUAUACUGUCCUACAAAUUAUGUAAAAUAUGGUUUAAUAUUAGAUGACUUUGGAUUUUGCAAUGCCUUACUGUUGUCAUUCUAGCAUAAAUAUCCAUGAUGAGGUACUCAAGUUGAUACUGGAAGCUGAGCUGAUCAUACACUGACCUGAAGCAUUCAUGAAAAGCUGCUUUGUUGAAUAAAGUCUGAUUGGAGUUCUUUUCAUGCUCACUUUCCCCUUAUUGCUGAAAGUAGAUUGCAAUAAAACCCCAAUAAAACGUUUGGUUGGA